Contarinia nasturtii (swede midge) is the source of this 1905-nucleotide messenger RNA. RefSeq names its product probable methylmalonate-semialdehyde dehydrogenase [acylating], mitochondrial. Bases 105 to 1673 code for a protein of 522 amino acids. The record is from RefSeq and is a predicted model, not a curated record. Gene Ontology annotation, cellular component: mitochondrion. The transcript has 6 exons. Gene Ontology annotation, molecular function: methylmalonate-semialdehyde dehydrogenase (acylating, NAD+) activity; malonate-semialdehyde dehydrogenase (acetylating, [NAD(P)+]) activity. Gene Ontology annotation, biological process: L-valine catabolic process; thymine catabolic process. NCBI's taxonomy places the organism in Eukaryota, Metazoa, Arthropoda, Insecta, Diptera, Cecidomyiidae.
CUGUGACGUUUUUCAGUCAGUUGGAAUAGAUUGUGGUGUUCGUACGCUUUUUAUUUGUUUUAUAUUUAAAAAUCUAAAAAAUUCAUCGAGGAAAUAUCGUAGAUAUGUCUUUUGUUCGCAUAAUUGGAUCUGAGAUGCGUUCAGCUGUUGCUCGUCGCAUGUUCUCAAGCAGCACUGCACCAACGACGAAACUCUUUAUCGAUGGCAAAUUUGUUGAAUCGAAAACAACCGAAUGGCUUGAUUUACACGAUCCAGCCACCAAUGAAGUGGUCACCCGUGUGCCAAAAUCAACACAAAGUGAAAUGUUGGCUGCAGUUGAAUCGGCCAAAGCGGCAUACAAAUCAUGGAGUCAAACAUCGAUAUUGACACGUCAACAAGUUAUGUUUAAAUUGGCCCAAAUAAUUCGCUCAAAUAUGAAACUCUUGGCCGAAAAUAUCACAAAAGAACAGGGAAAGACAUUAAUCGAUGCUGAAGGAGAUGUACUGAGAGGAUUGCAGGUUGUUGAACAUAUGUGCAGUAUUACUAGUCUUCAAAUGGGCGAAGUGGUGAACAACAUUGCAAAAGAUAUGGAUACAUAUUCAUUAACACUUCCGCUAGGUGUAACAGCUGGUAUCAUCCCAUUCAAUUUUCCGGCUAUGAUUCCACUUUGGAUCUUCCCCACAGCUAUUACUUGCGGAAAUACAAGCAUAUUAAAACCGAGCGAGCGUGAUCCAGGCGCCACGAUGCUUUUGAUGGAAAUGUUGAACGAGGCCGGCUGCCCGCCAGGUGUUGUAAAUGUCAUUCAUGGUACACAUGAUUCGGUGACAUUUAUUUGUGAUAAUCCCGAUAUCAAGGCAGUGUCAUUCGUCGGUUCCGAUCAGGCUGGUAAAUAUAUUUACGAACGUGCAAGCCGCAAUGGAAAACGUGUUCAAUGCAAUAUGGGCGCAAAGAAUCAUGGUGUCAUUAUGCCAGAUGCUAACAAAGAGAAUACAUUAAAUCAAUUGGCUGGUGCUGCAUUUGGUGCGGCUGGACAACGGUGUAUGGCCUUGUCGACGGCAGUAUUUGUCGGUGAGGCAAACAAUUGGAUUGAAGAUUUGGUGAAACGUGCAAAAAGCCUAAAGGUUAAUGCUGGACAUGUGGCUGGCACUGAUGUGGGUCCGGUCAUUAGUCCACAAUCAAAACAACGCAUUCACAAUUUAAUCGAGUCGGCCAAUAAAGAAGGUGCCAAAAUUAUUCUCGAUGGUCGAAACGUCAAAGUACCCGGAUAUGAAAAUGGAAAUUUCGUCGGACCAACAAUUAUAACAAAUGUUAAACCGUCAAUGGAGUGCUACAAAGAGGAAAUUUUCGGUCCGGUUUUGGUUUGCUUGUCGGCUGAUACUUUGGAUGAAGCUAUUGAUAUUGUGAACAAUAAUCCUUAUGGUAAUGGAACUGCCAUAUUUACAAACAAUGGCGCUACGGCUCGUAAAUUUGUUAAUAAAAUCGACGUAGGACAAGUCGGCGUAAACGUGCCCAUCCCCGUGCCUUUGCCUAUGUUCAGUUUCACCGGCACUCGAGGUAGUUUCUUAGGCGAUAACCACUUUUACGGUAAACAAGGCAUUAAAUUUUACACACAAACCAGAACUGUCACCCAAUUGUGGCGUGAAAGUGAUGUCACUCAUACAAAAUCGGCCGUUGCAAUGCCAACUAUGAAAUAAAGUUCUAAAUUGGAGCUUCCACUUGAAAUCGAUUGAAAAUAUUCCAAUCAUUCUAAAGUAUUCCAAAGAAAACAAAACAUUACAAAGAUGGAUAAAGAGAUUUUGAUAUAUUUUUCGUUUAAAUGUCAUUUCAAAUUUCCAUAUUUGUAAUAUUGUCAGGUUGAAAAAAAGGGAAAAAGUACAUGUAAAUUUGGUAUGAAUUCAAUAAAAAAUGGGAAUGCAAAUAAGUCAA